UAAAUCAAUCGUUCACCUAUGCAGAUGCAACACAGCAAUCACUGAUCACUCUUAAGAAGAAGUGGGAUUUGUUUGUGAGGGUUAACUAAGCCUGGUUUUUGCUAUCUGUGAUGGAAGAGAAAAAGGAAAUGAAAUUCGUGAGACCUGAAAGUUUGAGUGUUGGGGCAGAAAUUCCUGCAAUUUCUGCACCUCCAUUUCAGCUCCACUGUCCUUCAAUGACGAGGUCACCAUUGCUAGACAUAGCUCCCAAAACUCCCAAAACACCCAAAAGUCCCUUAGCUUCGCUUCUGAUGAGUACUCCUAUAGCCAGCCCCAUGAAGAAGGCAAUUGCAAGCAUGCAAUGUUACUUAGAAGAAGUUGGCCACUUCACUAAGCUUGAUCCCCAGGAUGCAUGGCUUCCCAUAACCGAGUCUAGAAAUGGUAACGCAUACUACUCGGCAUUUCACACAUUGAGCUCAGGAAUUGGAGUUCAAGCCCUUCUUCUUCCACUUGCUUUCACCACUCUUAGCUGGACUUGGGGAAUUCUAUGUCUAUCUCUAGUGUUCAUGUGGCAACUAUACACUCUAUGGCUACUGAUUCAGCUACAUGAAUCCGAGUCCGGGAUGCGUUAUAGCCGAUAUCUCCGGCUAUCAAUGGCUGCCUUUGGUGAAAAGCUGGGGAAGCUUCUUGCUCUCUUCCCAGUCAUGUAUCUAUCAGGUGGAACCUGUGUGACCUUGAUUAUGAUAGGUGGUGGAACCAUGAAAAUAUUUUUCCAAAUUGUCUGUGGAGAUACAUGCAGCAUGAGGCCAUUAACAACAAUAGAGUGGUACUUCCUGUUCGUUUGUUUGGCAAUUAUUCUAGCUCAGCUCCCCAACUUAAAUUCUAUAGCUGGAGUUUCCCUGAUUGGAGCAAUCACAGCCAUUAGCUACUGUACACUGAUAUGGGUAGUGUCCAUUAUUCAAGGUAGGCCUGAGGGUGUAUCCUAUGACCCUCCGGAGACAAAAUCCGACAUGGCUAGAAUUUGUGACAUUCUAAAUGCACUUGGGAUAAUCGCCUUCGCUUUCAGAGGUCACAAUCUUGUGCUCGAAAUACAGGGGACCAUGCCUUCCAGUGCAAAGCAACCAUCCCGUAAGCCAAUGUGGAGAGGAGUAAAGUUGGCAUAUGUGAUCAUAGCGAUGUGUUUGUUUCCUCUUGCAAUAGGAGGCUAUUGGGCCUAUGGUAACUUGAUGCCAAACGGAGGGAUGCUCAAUGCUCUACACAAAUAUCACGGACACAGCACCUCUAAGUUGCUACUAGGAUUAACAAGCCUAUUCGUUGUGCUUAACUGCCUCAGCUCAUUUCAGAUAUAUGCAAUGCCAGUGUUCGACAAUCUGGAGCUCAGAUUCACCAGCAAAAUGAAGAAACCAUGUCCCUGGUGGUUGCGCAUAGUGUUCAGGAUCUUCUUUGGAUGCUUGGCAUUUUUUAUAUCAGUGGCACUUCCUUUCUUGAUGAGUUUGGCAGGAUUGAUUGGAGGGGUUGCACUCCCAGUUACCUUGGCAUAUCCAUGUUUCAUGUGGAUACUCAUUAAAAAACCCACAAAAUACAGUGCAAUCUGGUGCCUGAAUUGGAUACUGGGAGUCUUGGGGAUGGUGCUUAGCAUGCUAGUUAUAGCUGGAGCAAUAUGGACUAUUGUGACCAUGGGUAUCGAAAUUCACUUCUUCAAGCCCCAGUAAGCAGGGUCUUAACAAUCAUUCGAUACCGCAUCUCGAGCAGAUCUAAAACUAAACCGUUCAUCUGAUCCCAGAUGGAUGAAAUACCUUCAGGAGUGGCAAGCACAGCCACUGCUUGAAGAAUCUCCCCACGCACCAACUUAAUUUGUAGUUUCUAAAUCUUUACCCUUGAAUGUUGAUAUUGACCUGUAUCAUAUCAUAUUGUUGAUAAAUAUAUAACCAUUUUCAACAGUAA
Molecule: messenger RNA, 1923 nt
Organism: Populus nigra (black poplar)
Lineage: Eukaryota; Viridiplantae; Streptophyta; Magnoliopsida; Malpighiales; Salicaceae
Product: lysine histidine transporter-like 8
Exons: 5
Coding region: 111-1691 (526 amino acids)
Cellular component (GO): plasma membrane
Source: RefSeq, a predicted model, not a curated record